Colletotrichum godetiae is the source of this 450-nucleotide messenger RNA. RefSeq lists its product as uncharacterized. Bases 1 to 450 code for a protein of 149 amino acids. The record is from RefSeq and is a predicted model, not a curated record. Lineage: Eukaryota; Fungi; Ascomycota; Sordariomycetes; Glomerellales; Glomerellaceae. The transcript has a single exon.
AUGCAAGGGGUGCAGGAAGCUUUCGCCUACAUCGUGCUUACAACGUGGGAUCACGACCGGGUCCGGGGACAUUACGGUCUAGAUCUUAAUGCUCAGGAGAUAGGUAUUGCUCCAGAACUGAACACCGGCGAGACCGGCUGCCCCGUCGUGCAGGUCCCGGGAAUGCAUGGCGGCGCGGCCCCUCCCAAUGGUGUCCAGCUGGUUGCAGACAUUUGCAGCAGCAAGACCUACACAUCGUCAGUGCAGGUACGCUGCGGCCGAUGCUGCCGGGGAUACUGGACCUCUGCUUCCGACUACGGUAGUCGGUCUAGGCCCUUUUGCUGUCGAUGUAGUGCCCCUCCCGUCGAAGCCUUGCCGGAUUCUGUCACUGCCUGGCGAAGGGUCACGGGUUUAUGGCUCCUGAAGCACGACGGCCGUACUAACAAGCCACAGGCAAUUCCCGUCGCCUAG